GAAGACCGAGAAGAUCCUGGGAAAGAUUGAGAUCUGUUUGAUGGCAACUGCCUCUCUUCGACCGGGUAAAUUUCUCUUUUUAUCGUCGAUUAGUGUAAACCAAGUGACAAAGUUUAGCGUUAGUUUUGUAUUCCGUCGUUGUGUGAGGAAAAUGGAGGGACUUGAGAUCUCCGAGAUGCGUGUCGAACCUUGUGUGGACUCUCGCUUCAUUCGGCCGUCACGAGUUGUCUUCAAACAGAAUGGUGUGCUCAGAGAAUGGGACUAUGUUAAGGAACACGAUGAUGUCUGUGCCCUCUUAUUCAAUACUACAAGGAAGGCUUUUAUCCUUGUGAAACAGUUUAGACCAGCUGUUUACAUGCACAUUAACAGAAACAUCCACAAGAAAGUGCCAACUGAUGGCAGUGCUGUUUCCAUGACAGCUGAAGACUCGUCACUCCCUAUUACUGCUCCUUUAAGCGAAGGAGUUACCUAUGAACUCUGUGCAGGAAUCAUUGAUAAAAACAUGAGCCUUGCAGGCUUAAUGAGACAAGAAAUUCUCGAAGAAUGUGGUUAUGAUGUUCCAGAAGAAAACCUCCAAGAAAUUGUGUCAUUUCGUGGAGGGGUCGGAAGCACAGGAGCACUGCAGACCUUUUUCUUUGCCAAAGUCACAGAUGAGAUGUGUGUGAGCAAGGGUGGUGGAAACCUUGAUGAGGGAGAGAGGAUCGAAGUGUUUUAUCUGCCGCUAGAGAAGAGUAGAGAGUUUUUGUUUGACCAAACUAAGCAGAAACCUGCCGGGCUUAUGUUUGCAUUCAUGUGGUACUUUAACAAAUUUAAAGUAUCUAUAUAGAAAAACACACCCUGUAGUAAUAUAAGCCUUGGAAAAAUCGUCAGGGAAAAUGGAAAUGUGACAUUACUAACAUUAUUUUACGUGUUUGUGAGUGAUAAGACUGACAGGAAUAUCACACGUCAGGCUGCAAAAAAAGCAAAAAAAAGAUAUGCAGGGCUGUAGGCAGAAAAUAAUUCUGACGGAGGCAAUGUGCAUGGAUAAAUUCUCUUCCCAUGUAUUUAGGGUGUUUAUGAUCACUAUAAACAACAAAAAGAAAAACAAAUGACUGACACAAGUUCCUCGGUUUGUGUGUUACUAGCUUCAUGUACAGUCUUGAUAUGCUUAGAAAUCUGUUAAAACCGUAAACUUACAUGUACAUGUAAUUAACAGGUAAUCUCAAUCUUCGAACUUUGAAGAUUCUUAAUAUGUAAAGGAUGUCACUUUUUUCAUGGCAACUAAAGUUGGUAAUGCAACCAAGUAACUAACUAAACAAAAGCCACACAUACAGGGCUGCCUUUGGGAGCUAGCAAUUUUUACUGGCAACUGUUGCAAACAGUAACUGGCAAUUCCAACUUUGAAAAUGAUCAGAAGGCACACCUACAUGUUGUUGCAGAGCCCAUUUUGAAAUAAUUUACAGCCACCUACUUUUCCUAUACAGUUUGCUUUUAUAGAGAUUAAUGACAGCCCUGGAACAGUCAAAACCAGUAGAGCCUUCCUGUUCCUGGUCAAUAAUUAGUUUUAAUAAGAUUUAUUCUUGGAAAACUUGCACUCUGAAUAACUUACAUGUUAGUCAGAGUAUUUAUAUACAUGUAGUAAUAUUCAAAAUAAGAGUCAAUCCAAAACCUGUUAUUUUUUGUAAGUUACAGUCGCAUUAAUAAAUUAAUUUUCCAUUUUGUUUUGCAUAAAAGGAGGAAUCCUGUAAUUUUUAGUUAUACACAGGGCAAUCGUAUGUGAUCAUAAACUUUAAGCAAGCUCUACAACUUCUCUCAAAGCUUUCAAAUACUAGAAUAGUGCCAAUUUCUCAGUGUGAACCUAACUUGGGCGAAUGAUGGUGAAAUGAGCAAUGAAAAUUUUUCAAGUAAAUUCCUGUUCACUCUAACGAUCUUCUUUUUAGUACUCAAACGCAAAAUAUAAAACCUUCCUGCUAAUCAUAUCUUCCAUUAUGAUAAAAUUAUACUUUACUUUAAUAACAAAAAAAAUUUGCAUUUAGUUAUUUUAAAUUGCAAAGAUAUUUCCAACUUUUAACAGAGAUAUUUUUCAACUUUUCACCAUGUCAGAAUUUUUUAUGACUCCUAGCUGGGAAAUGCUAGGGCUAUGAGAUUCUAACCGCUCAGCUGUGAUACUCCUAGAGAUUUGCUUCAUAGUGCUGACCAU
Molecule: messenger RNA, 2179 nt
Organism: Orbicella faveolata
Lineage: Eukaryota; Metazoa; Cnidaria; Anthozoa; Scleractinia; Merulinidae
Product: uridine diphosphate glucose pyrophosphatase NUDT14-like
Biological process (GO): nucleoside phosphate metabolic process; ribose phosphate metabolic process
Molecular function (GO): metal ion binding; UDP-sugar diphosphatase activity
Source: RefSeq, a predicted model, not a curated record